Molecule: messenger RNA, 1506 nt
Organism: Brenthis ino (lesser marbled fritillary)
Lineage: Eukaryota; Metazoa; Arthropoda; Insecta; Lepidoptera; Nymphalidae
Source: the annotation of a GenBank genome assembly
AUGGAAAAUGGUACUUCAUCGUUGUUUCCUAAUCUCAAGGAAAUGUCUCAUAUCGUGCGAGCACUAGACAGGAAUCAAAAAGUGCAUGAAAAUAUACUAAACGUAAUCGGUAACACGCCUUUGGUAAAGCUUUCAAAAAUACCCAAACAAGAGGGCUUACAGUGUGAUAUGUAUGCAAAAUGUGAGUACUUAAACCCAGGUGGUUCUGUUAAAGACCGCAUCGCUUACAGAAUGGUUUUAGAUGCUGAACAAAGGGGAAUACUGAAACCAGGCAAAUCUGUCAUCAUCGAACCUACAUCUGGAAACACUGGUAUUGGAUUAGCACUUGCAGCUGCAGUUAGAGGAUAUCGAUGCAUAAUUGUAUUACCGGAGAAAAUGUCAGAUGAAAAAGUGAAUACACUAAAAGCAUUGGGUGCAGAAAUUAUAAGAACUCCUACAGAAGCUCCAUCAUCUUCUCCUGAAAGCAAUAUUGGGGUAGCUAAUAGGCUCUCUAAAGAAAUUCCUGAUGCAGUACUGUUAGACCAGUACAAUAACCCGUGCAAUCCUCUCGCGCACUAUGACGGUACAGCUGAAGAAAUACUCUGGUCGCUGGACGAUGAUGUGGACAUGGUGGUAAUCGGGGCCGGUACCUGCGGCACGGUGUCCGGCAUUGGUCAUAAGAUAAAGGAGAGAUGCCCGAAGUGCGUCGUGGUUGGUGUAGAUCCAUAUGGCUCUAUACUAGCCGAGCCUGAAGAACUUAAUGCUACUGAUAUAAACAUGUAUGAGGUGGAAGGUAUAGGCUACGACUUCUUACCGCGCUCUCUCGACCGAAAAAUAAUAGAUAAAUGGGUGAAGACAGAAGACAGUGCGUCGCUGCAAAUGGCGAGAAGACUCAUAAAAGAAGAGGGUCUGCUAUGUGGUGGAAGCGGCGGCGCUGCGAUGUAUGGCGCCAUCCUAGCGGCUAAGAGCUUGAAAGCUGGACAAAAGUGCGUUGUGCUUUUACCUGAUAACAUCCGUAAUUACAUGACAAAAUUCAUAUCAGAUCAGUGGAUGGAAGCCAGGGAUUUCAAAUCUUACCCUAAUAACGAUUCAGUGUGGUGGUGGAACAAGCCUCUUACAGAAAAUGAAGAGCUUAUUCAGAAAACUCCAAGUAUUUCUGAAACCAGUUCUACGUUAGAAGCGAUAACCACGCUACGUGCCAACAAAUCCCCACUAGUUAACAUAGUUAAUGAUAAAGGGUCAAUAGUUGGAGUGUUCACAUCUGACAAUACAAGAAAAAGGAUGGUCAAUUUAUCCAGCAGUCUUAAUGAAAAACUUGAAAAUUAUACCGUGAAAAAGUUUUAUAAAUUAGACAUUUCAAAAAAACCUACCCUGGGAGUCGUAUCUCGCACACUCGACAUUGCGCCUUACGUUGUCAUUGUCAAAACAGUUGCAUCGGGUAGUGUUCAAAGUCCUCUUGGUAUUAUUACCUCAGAAGAUCUAUUAAUACAUGUCGCAUCACACAAAAGCAACCAGUUAAAUGGAAAU